AUGGAAGGGAGAUUGGUGCCCGACCCGGAUUGGGGCGCGCUGCUCCAGGCGGAGGCGCUCCCGCUGCUCGGGGUGGGCACGGCGCUGGGCGCGCUGCUGACGAAGCAGCUCUUGAGCUUCCUGGACCUGCAGAAUCCCGAGAUCCUGGUGGGCACCUGCCCCUCCUGCGAGUCGCCAAUCAAGCAGUUCAGCGGGGGCGCCGCGCCCGACGACGAGGCCCUCUACAAGUGCAAUGCGUGCGGCUGCAAGAUGGUCCUCAGCACCCGGGAACGGAGGAUAAAAGCAGCUGGGCUUGGCGAUCGAAGGCGAGCGGGAGGAGGUGUUCGACUGGUCGAAGUCCUGGUCGUCCCUGAAGGAGCGAGCGAGCGCCAUGGUCUCCUGAGGUGCGCCACAGGCUGGCACGCGAGGCUAUUCCAUUCCAGGAUGGGGAUGCGUUGGAUGUUGGCCAGGGUGGAUGGAGGAUAUGCGCCGCGUCUCCAGAGGCAGGCUUGUAAGUAG
Messenger RNA from Prorocentrum cordatum, 498 nucleotides. Lineage: Eukaryota; Dinophyceae; Prorocentrales; Prorocentraceae. The record is from the annotation of a GenBank genome assembly.